AUGAAGACGACAUGGAAGGACAUCCAACCUGUGCCUACGAGCCAGGAAUUUCUAGAUAUCGUGCUGAGUCGCACGCAGAGGAGAUUGCCCACACAGAUUCGAGCAGGUUUCCAGAUUUCGAGAAUUAGAAAUUUCUAUACUAGAAAGGUGAAAUUCACGGCCGAAACUUUCAGCGAGAAAUUAUCUCUUAUCCUCGACGGAUUCCCUCGAUUACAAGAUAUCCAUCCUUUCCACAAAGAUCUCCUCAAUACCCUCUACGAUGCCGACCAUUUCCGCAUUGCCCUCGGUCAGCUCUCCACGGCUAAACAUCUCAUCGAGAUUGUCUCGCGCGACUACGUUCGGCUUUUGAAAUAUGCGCAGUCGUUGUUCCAGUGUAAACAGCUUAAACGUGCGGCGUUGGGACGAAUGGCCACGAUCUGCAGACGGUUGAAAGAUCCGUUGUUGUAUCUUGAUCAGGUCAGACAGCAUCUCGGUCGUCUGCCGAGUAUCGAUCCGAAUACCAGGACGCUGUUGAUUUGUGGAUAUCCUAAUGUGGGCAAAUCGAGCUUUUUGAAGAGUGUUACGAGAGCGGAUGUCGAUGUUCAACCAUAUGCUUUCACGACCAAGAGUUUGUUCGUGGGACAUUUCGAUUAUAAAUACCUACGAUUUCAGGCGAUUGACACACCGGGUAUUCUCGACCAUCCUUUGGAGGAGAUGAAUACUAUUGAGAUGCAGUCGAUUACUGCGAUCGCGCAUUUACGGUCUGCGAUUCUUUAUUUUAUGGAUUUGUCUGAACAGUGUGGAUAUACGGUUCAGGCGCAGAUGCAACUUUUCCAGAGUAUCAAGCCAUUGUUUGCGAAUAAGUUGGUGUUUAUUGUUAUCAAUAAGAUUGAUGUUACAAGACCAGAAGACCUGGAUGAGGAGAGCCAGGCUGCACUUCAAGCUCUGUUGAAGCCGGGAGAUGUGGAGAUGUUGCAGCUUUCAUGCACAACCGAGGAGGGUGUUCAGGAAGUCAAGAAUGCGGCUUGUGAGCGGUUAAUCGCAGACAGAGUUGCACAGAAACUCAAGUCUGGCACAAACAGUAGCGGAACUGUCGGUGGAAGACUUGGAGAUGUUCUCAACAGAAUCCAUGUCGCGAGACCGAUGGACGGCGUUGUUCGCGAGGCAUUCAUUCCUGAUGCUGUCAAGAAGAUGAAGAAAUACGACAAAAUGGAUCCAGAACGCCGGAAGCUCGCUAGGGAUCUUGAGGAAGAGAAUGGAGGUGCUGGUGUUUUCAACGUUGAUCUCAAGGAUAAAUACCUACUUGCAAACGACGAGUGGAAGCAUGACAAGAUUCCUGAAAUAUUCGACGGCAAGAACAUUGCCGAUUUCGUUGACCCAGAUAUCGAAGCUAAGCUCCAAGCUCUCGAGGACGAGGAAGAGAAGCUCGAAGCAGAAGGUUACUAUGAUUCUGACGAAUCAAUUGAAGACGACGAAGACGCAGAUAUCAGAAUGAAAGCUGAAAUCAUCCGUGAAAAACAAACGCUCAUCCGCAACGACGCCAAGAUGAAGAAAUCCCUCAAGAAUCGCGCCAUAAUCCCCCGCUCAUCUACCCGCAAGAAGCUCUCGGACAUGGACGACCAACUUGAUCAACUCGGUUUCGAUACCACAUCUAUCGUCUCCCGCGCUCGCUCCCAAUCUCGUGGCCGUACUCCAUUACGUAGCCGUACUGGUACCGAGGAUGCUAUGGAUGUUGAUGAUCCAGCGUAUGAAGCGAAGAUGAGAGCGAAGAGCAGGGCGAGAAGUCAGAGUAAUAGACGUGAUGAUGGUGUUACGAAUGAGACUGCUAGGACGAAGGCUGAGAGGGCUCAGAAGUUGGGCCAGAGAAAGAUGAAUCGUAUGGCUAGGCAGGGUGAGGCUGAUAGGCAUGUUCCUGCUGCUAUGCCUAAGCAUUUGUUCUCUGGAAAGCGUGGAAUGGGUAAGACCAAUUCUCGUUAA
Molecule: messenger RNA, 1956 nt
Organism: Glarea lozoyensis ATCC 20868
Lineage: Eukaryota; Fungi; Ascomycota; Leotiomycetes; Helotiales; Helotiaceae
Product: P-loop containing nucleoside triphosphate hydrolase
Exons: 3
Coding region: 1-1956 (651 amino acids)
Biological process (GO): ribosomal large subunit biogenesis
Cellular component (GO): nucleolus
Molecular function (GO): RNA binding; GTP binding; GTPase activity
Source: RefSeq, a predicted model, not a curated record